UUUUUUGAAGCAGAGUGAGAAAAGGGUGGUUCUGGAGAGGAAUAGAGUUAGUAGGAUGCUCUUGGGAGAGUUAUUAUCAAGUCACCUCUUUUGCCAUUUAAAAUACCAGCAAAAUAAUCACUCUCUAGCAUUUCUCUUCACUAUUGGUGUUAGAGGAGUCGUUGCAUGGUGUGGAUUAGUUAGCGGCUCAUGAAUUAUACAAGAUCGAAAGCUAAAUGGGUGAAGGCCGUGGGACGAAGCAAGUUCGAGCUUGAUGGUGGCAAGGUGGGCGGUAGACUGAACUCUCCACGUUGUUUUACAUAAGACAUUUGAAGAUGGGUUUUCCCCAAAAUUUUGUUAUGAG
Messenger RNA from Linum tenue, 343 nucleotides. Lineage: Eukaryota; Viridiplantae; Streptophyta; Magnoliopsida; Malpighiales; Linaceae. The record is from the annotation of a GenBank genome assembly.